Molecule: messenger RNA, 261 nt
Organism: Diversispora eburnea
Lineage: Eukaryota; Fungi; Glomeromycota; Glomeromycetes; Diversisporales; Diversisporaceae
Source: the annotation of a GenBank genome assembly
AUGACAGAUAAUUUUUUGAAAGAAGUAAUAUCUCAUGGAAUAACAAAUUCUAAUGAUUUUAUUUUAAAAUGCUAUGGAAUAACCAGAGAUCCUAAUACUAACAAUAAUAUUAUGGUGAUGGAAUUUGCUGAAGAUGGAAAUUUGUAUAGGGACUUAGUUUUCCAAUCAAUUUUAUCAAAGUUUAACAUUAAGUUAGAAAGAUUAUAUUGUAUUGCAGCAGGGUAUAUAUUUGUUUUACUAAGUUUAACUAAGCAAAUGUAA